Molecule: messenger RNA, 1523 nt
Organism: Formica exsecta
Lineage: Eukaryota; Metazoa; Arthropoda; Insecta; Hymenoptera; Formicidae
Product: odorant receptor 13a-like
Exons: 9
Coding region: 6-1178 (390 amino acids)
Biological process (GO): sensory perception of smell; detection of chemical stimulus involved in sensory perception of smell
Cellular component (GO): plasma membrane
Molecular function (GO): olfactory receptor activity; odorant binding
Source: RefSeq, a predicted model, not a curated record
ACAAAAUGUCUUUCUACGACAAUCACUAUUAUUAUCUUAACAAAAGAUUUCUGUCCAUUAUCGGCCAAUGGCCAUUUCAAUCGCGACUGGAGAGUAACGUGAUGCUCGCUAUUACAUUAUUGUUCCUUUGCAGUUUGACGGCUUUAGAGUUCUUGGGCCUAAUAGCUGGAAUAACGAAUAUGAACAUCAUCAUGGAGAAUACAUCGCCGUUAUUGAUCAACAGCUUCAUCUUCGUGAAGCUAAUCAACUCUCUCUAUAAUAAGUAUAAAAUGAAGGAUCUUCUAGAGUGUAUCGAAGAGACCUGGAAGAUGACACAAAUCGGACCAGAAAAGGAAAUAUUGCGGAGUUACGCGAAGCAAAGCAAAACAUUAACGAUACAAUAUGCCCUUGGUCUUUAUUCUAUGUGGAUCUCUUACUCCACAAUGCCGAUCGUCGUCAGUGAAAUAUAUUCGCUCUUACCAACAAACGAAACUUACACGGCCAGGUUUCUAUAUCGCUUGGAACAUCUUCUCGACGUAGACAAGUACUUCAAACUCUUGAUGCUUCAUGGGAUUAUUAGUGUAUUCUAUAUAGUGUCGGUAGUGAUAGCUAUCGACGGUAUGUUUGUUCUUUGCAUUCAACAUGCCUGUGCAUUGUUCGAGGGUAUAAAGUACAAGAUACAGCACAUACAAGGCUUCGAUUUUGUGACGCUUAAGCCCAAUAUAAUGGACGAUGAAGCGUAUCAUGUCAUAAUUAAUUGCAUUAAAUCGUACAAACGUGCCUUAAAAUUUUCAGAUCUGCUCUCAUCCACUUUCGAAACAUGUUUUUUCUUUUUACUGGGAAAUGUAGUCAUAGCUUUAAGCUUCAAUGCGGCUGAGUUGAUAAUGAUAGACAUUCAGUUGGAUGAAAUAAUCAGAAUCCUUGCUGCUAAUAUGGCGCAAUUGUUACAUAUAUUCUACUUGAGUUUAAUGUCUCAACGACUGAUCGAUCACAGCAGCGGACUCCAAGAAGCAAUUUAUAGCUGUGAGUGGUACAAAAUUUCAUUAAGAUCCAGACAACUGUUGAGAUUCACAUUAAUGCGAGUUAUUAAACCAUGUCAAAUAAAAGCUGGUAAAAUAUACGUAAUGUCAAUGGAAAAUUUUAGCUCGAUAUUACAAGUAUCCGUGUCUUACUUCACUAUGCUCACAUCUAUGCAAUAAUAAUCAUAUAAAGCGGUAUAAUAAUCUAGAAAUAUGAUUGAUUACAAGCUUAAUUAUUCAAUAUAAUGGAUAACUUAAGCACUGAUGUAAUGUACUAAUUUAAUAUAUAUUAUCCAAUAAAAACUUUAAAUCGUAAAUUGUUAUUAGUUUCUACUUUUAUACGAAAUGUGAUCUUAAUAUAAUAAUGACAAAUAUAUAUAGAGGAAAGUAGGGUAAAACUGGGUACCUUUUUGGAUUUGUUUUCCUACAAAAAAUCUGAGAGUAAACCGAGAAUAACAAGAUUUUGUGGAGAAGUCUAAGUACCCGGUUUUGUCUUACGGGUAGGAUAAAACCGGGUACCCAUUU